Molecule: messenger RNA, 1086 nt
Organism: Arachis ipaensis
Lineage: Eukaryota; Viridiplantae; Streptophyta; Magnoliopsida; Fabales; Fabaceae
Source: RefSeq, a predicted model, not a curated record
AUGAAGUACGACGGAACCAAAGAUCCCCAGGAACAUCUAACGGCCUUCGAGGCCAGGAUGAACUUAGAAGGAGCAGCCGACGCGGUCCGAUGCAGGGCCUUCCCAGUAACCUUAGUUAGACCGGCAAUCAAAUGGUUCAAUGCCCUCCCAAACGGAUCCAUAGCCAGUUUCCACGACAUAACGCGAAAGUUCAUGACCCAGUUCACGACCAGAAUCACUAAAGCCAAACACCCCAUCAGCCUACUAGGGGUCAUGCAGAAACAAGAAGAAUCCACAAGGAAAUACCUCGACCGCUUCAACGACGAAUGCUUAACGGUCGACAGACUCACGGAUUCCAUCGCAAGCCUCUGCCUAACCAACGGGCUCAUGAACGAAGACUUUCGCAAACACCUAACCACCAAACCAGUAUGGACCAUGCACGAGAUCCAGAACGUCGCCAAAGAUUACAUCAAUGACGAGGAAGUCAGCCAAGUCGUCGCCGCCAAUAAACGGCAACACGGCAACGCCCAACACAGCAACUCGGCGCCCCGACAUAACCCACCACCUAAAGAAAAUCAAAGGGACCACCCCAAACUGGCAAACACAAACCGACCACCAAGAAUCGGCAAAUUCUCUAAUUACAUGCCCCUGACAGCACUAAUUAUCGAGAUAUACCACCAGAUUGCAGAUCGAGGCAUCAUCCCAAAAGCCCGACAACUCAAAGAAAGAACAGGCGGCAACAAAACCCUUUACUGCGACUACCACCGAGGUUACGGGCACAGAACACAAGACUGUUUCGACCUUAAAGAUGCCCUCGAACAAGCCACAAGAGACGGCAAGCUCCCAGAGUUUGCCAAAAUCAUCAGAGAACCAAAACGUGCAGAAAGAGACAGGUCGCCAGAAAGAGAAGGGCGCAACCCAAGAGCGCAAAAACAACCCCCUAGGGAAAGCCCAGAGGAAGACCCAACCAUCAUAGUAAACGUCAUCACAGGCAAAGACAUAUCGGGCAAGUCAAAAUCAACACUGAAAAAAGAUCUCAAGGUCAUGGCUGUCAGAAACCAAGCCCCUACCACUUUGGCCGACAAUACGAUAACCAUCCUACCCUAG